Molecule: messenger RNA, 3990 nt
Organism: Mauremys mutica (yellowpond turtle)
Lineage: Eukaryota; Metazoa; Chordata; Testudines; Geoemydidae
Gene: GALNT9
Product: polypeptide N-acetylgalactosaminyltransferase 9
Exons: 12
Coding region: 801-2480 (559 amino acids)
Cellular component (GO): Golgi apparatus
Source: RefSeq, a predicted model, not a curated record
UUGCUGGGAGAUUGGGGCAGGUUUAUAUAAGGAAGCUCUGUGCUAAAUCUGAAGAGACCAUUGUUGAGGCAGGACUUGAUGUGGGACUCUCAGUGGAGGGAAUUAGAAGAACUGCAGCAGCUGUUGGGAAUCUCUCCAUGUGAGGGGCCCAGCAACCGUGUGUUUAAGCCCAGGGAAGAUGCCUGAGCCACAAGAACUGUGAGAAGGAGCCCAGGUGGGCUGUGCUAACGCAUUGCGGGGUCCCUGCAAAAGAGACUGGUGAUACUGGAAGUGGUGCUAGGAGCUGUAAAGCAGAGUGUAACUCGUAGGUAAAGGGCAGCCAGCUCUUUCCUGGCUUUCAGUCCUGGGGCUGGGCCCUGCUACAAUUCCACCUAGAUGAGAUGAUGUGAAAACACCUGUGGCCCAAGGGUGAAGGAACUUUUGUGAGCCCUACACCAACAGGCAAAGCGUUAUUUUACUGUUUAGCCUGGGGAGGGUGUAUCUUGACUGGCAGCCUUCUGCACUGAGGAGUGAAAGCUGUGGCCCAGAACAAGCUAGAGACAAAUGUAUGUUGUUAAGGAGUUCCGCUGACCCUGGAGGGUCAGAACUUCAUUGCUUUCCCCAGAGAGCCCAACCACCCAAGAUCAAGGGGAAACUGAGGCACCAAACUGGAGUGGAAACUGAGGCAGCAGAAACAUCCUGAUGCUGGAGCAGGAAGCUGUGCGAGAUCAUGAUGCAGAGGGCAAAACACCCUCCUAAAGCCUCCGGUUUUAUCCUCUACGAAGAAGAGACUCUGCUGGGGAUGUAAAAUGGAGUUCUGAAUGUUUCAGUGCUGGAAGGGGCAAAUGCUCACCAGACAACUCCACGGCAGGACUCUUCACUUCUGCUUUAUUAGGAAUACAGGAGGAAAAAAAGGACUUGAAGCAGGUCUAGCCAAGCCCAUGGGACUAGUUGAAGGUCCAGGAGGCUUGGGCCAGGGAGGAAUGGCUGCUACCUUGAGAGAUGACAGUCAUGAAUCUGAGACUAAGUACGAAGAAUAUGGUUACAAUGCCCAGCUCAGUGACAGGAUAUCACUGGAUAGGUCCAUUCCUGACUACAGACCAAAAAAGUGCAAACAGAUGAUCUAUUCCGAUGACCUGCCCCAGAUCUCGGUGGUCUUUAUUUUUGUAAACGAGGCUCUGUCUGUCAUCUUGCGCUCAGUGCACAGUGUUGUGAACCAUACCCCAUCCCAUUUGCUCAAGGAGAUCAUUCUGGUGGAUGACAACAGUGAUAACGUUGAGCUGAAGUUUAAUCUGGACCAGUAUGUCAAUAAGAGAUACCCAGGCCUGGUGAAGAUAGUACGCAAUAACAAACGGGAAGGACUGAUUCGAGCCAGAAUCCAAGGCUGGAAAGCAGCAACUUCUCCCAUCGUUGGUUUCUUCGAUGCUCAUGUUGAGUUCAACACUGGCUGGGUGGAACCGGCGCUUACCCGGAUCAAAGAAGAUCGAAAGCGAAUCAUCCUGCCGGCUAUUGACAACAUCAAGUACAACACUUUCGAAGUGCAGCAAUACGCCAAUGCUGCCCAUGGCUACAACUGGGGACUCUGGUGCAUGUAUAUAAUCCCGCCCCAGGACUGGCUCGAUAAAGGGGACGAGUCUGCUCCUAUCAGGACGCCAGCAAUGAUUGGAUGUUCGUUUGUGGUGGACCGAGAGUACUUCGGAGAGAUUGGCCUGCUUGACCCUGGCAUGGAGGUCUAUGGGGGAGAAAAUAUUGAACUGGGCAUGAGGGUCUGGCAGUGCGGAGGAAGCAUGGAAGUGUUACCUUGCUCGAGAGUUGCCCACAUCGAGCGCACAAAGAAACCUUACAACAAUGACAUCGAUUACUAUGCAAAGCGCAAUGCCCUGCGGGCUGCUGAGGUCUGGAUGGAUGACUUCAAGUCACAUGUUUACAUGGCAUGGAACAUCCCAAUGACGAACCCAGGAGUUGACUUCGGAGAUGUUUCAGAAAGAUUAGCUCUACGACAGCGACUGCAGUGCCGGAGUUUUAAGUGGUACCUGGAGAACGUCUAUCCUGAAAUGAGGGUUUACAACAAUACAAUCACUUAUGGAGAGGUACGUAACAGCAAAGCUAGUGGCUACUGUUUAGACCAGGGAGCAGAAGAUGAUGACAAAGCGAUCCUCUAUCCCUGCCAUGGAAUGUCCUCCCAGCUUGUCCGCUAUAGUUCUGAAGGGCUCCUUCAGUUAGGGCCUCUGGGCUCCACGGCCUUUCUGCCUGACUCCAAAUGUCUCAUUGAUGAUGGGAAAGGCAGGACCCCUACUCUGAAGAAAUGUGAAGAUGUCCUGAGACCAGCACAAAGACUCUGGGAUUUUACACAGAAUGGUCCAAUCAUCAGCAGAAACACUGGACGGUGUCUAGAAGUGGAAAUGUCAAAGGAUGCCAAUUUUGGGCUCAGACUUGUGGUACAAAGGUGCUCGGGGCAAAAAUGGGUGAUUAGAAACUGGAUAAAACAUGGUCGACAUUGACUACUGGGGCUGAGAAGCCAUCGUCCAUUGCUCGGUGUGCGAUCCCCUUCAAGGCAUUUGUGUUAAAGCAGACUACUAUGAAAAGGAGUUGACUGCCCAGGGCCAUGGACUAUUAGGCACUGGCUAACAAACAGGCAAAUAAGCAUCCUGCCUGACUCUCCCUCAGAUCAAUGGAUGCCCUGGAAAUCUUGGGAUGGUCAAACCGAACAGAGAAGUGGGCUCAUUCCCGCUCUCCCAGAGGAAUUAAAAGACAGCUGUGUCUGUGAUGAGUUCAAAGGGGAGUUUCCUCUACUGCCUCAUUAAAAAGAAUCCUCUGAUGGAGAGCUUUUUAGCUUUAAGUUAUUGACUGGUGCACAACUCCUAUGAUGAAUAAUCAUGUGCCUUUUCUACUGUACUUCCUAUACAAGUGGACUUGGAAAUCCCAUCUUUUCAGCAUGUCUGGUUCAUUGUACUAAACAGCUAAAAACUGUGAAUAAAUAACACUGCAAAAUAUGCUAUAUUGUAAAUGUCAAGGGUGGUUGCCUGAGCGUCGGUAUUUAUAGGAAGAGCCAGUUCUACACAUGUUUACAAGGGGUUUUGCACCCUCAGCCUGCUCGAAAGCAGCAUCCUGGGGGUCCUCAUGUAAAUUCUGAAUAGUUAAAACAUCAACACGCUCCAUUUUAUUGUCACUUCUAAGUCUUGCCAGUAGAAAAGAAACACAAUACAGCACUUCCUUAUGUAACUCCUUAGGGACAAUGUAUGUACUAUAGUUUGGAUGUAUAGAACAUCCAUCUAGAGCCUACCCUCUGACUGCAGUUACAAUGUAAGGCAUAACACUGCACCCACGAGGCUCUGCAUUGAAAUCGGGGGGAGCUGCUGGAUACUCAUUGCUUGAGAGAAUUAGGUGACUUAUUUAGGUGACUAAUCCGCACUUCGGAGCUUGCCGUUAGGCUCUUAUUUUUAAAGAUCUUGCACCCCUGCUACACAUCCCGUAGGCCUGCAGAAUGUCAGUGAUCACAAGGGCUCAUUUCUUGCCAUAACCACGUCCCUUUAUCACUUGAGAAAAGAGACACGGAUAAAUCCUAACGUUGUCCAAGAUUAGAACAAGAAAGAACCAGAAAACAUAAAAAGUACCAUUUCUAUUAAUGUGCCAUUGAUACAUUUUACUCUUGUUGACCUAUAUAAUCCUUAGCAGUGAUGGCAUCUUUGUAGGCUUGCACUUCACUGCAUGACCCAUCAGGGUCUGUGUGCAAAGGGCUAGAACAAGGAUGAGAUAUGAUCCAAUGGUCAUUGAAGUCAAUGGAAAGACUCCUAUUGGCUUCAGUGAGCUUUGGAUCAGGCCCAUGAUGCGUAGCUUUUUGCAACACAGGAGUCAGUCACAGUGUAAAGUGGUAAGAGGGGAAGGGAAUAUCUGUUAGAAUUCACUAAGGCUCACAUAGGUAAUUACAGACACCAUGGUAGAGUGAAUUAGAUGAUCUGUUUAUCAAAGAGCUUGCAGUUCCCAUUUCAAGGCAAGUGGAGCAACAUGAAA